GGCGCCUGCGCUCUGGCCGCCUCGCCGUGUCACCCGCGCUGCCUGCCCGCCAGCCCCACCCCCUCGGUGCGGCGACUCCACCGGGCGAGCUGCAGAGGGGGAUCAGGCGCACCGCGGACCCCUUCCCGCCUUGUGGCUCAGGCUCCUCUGGGAAGAGCGACCUCCGCGGUUGUCUCCGUGCGGCUGCUGCUUUGGCGGUUUCGUGCCGCGUCCCGCCGAGGGCCCCGAGGGCGAGUGGGACGUGCGCGCUGCGCGGACCCCCGCGGCCCGGCCCAGGGCACUUGGUACAGCCUAGUGCUUCAUUUCCCGUGCGCGGCCCGAGCUGCCCUUCCUUUCCUGAGCUCCCCAGCGCCCACCGGUUCCUAAUCAGUGGUCGCCCCGUCCUCGGCCGGCGUGAGGUCGGAGCAAAAAUGAGGAGCGGGAAGGCCGCUGGCGCCCUGGAGACCGUCUGGGAGGACAAGUGCAAAUAUGAAGAGGCCGAGCGGCGCUUCUACGAGCACGAGGCCGCCCAAGCCGCCGCCGCGGCCCCGGCCCCACAGCUCCUGGCCGAGGCGCCAGCCGUGAACGGGCCUGGCCAGGACACCAAGGACGCUGGCGAGGCAGAAGGCCCUGACCCUGGCAGCAGGAGUGACCCCAGGGACAACCAUGAAGGCAGGAGGCCCCUACAGAAGAGGAAGCGCUCCCCGAAGGGCUGGCUCGGCCGGGCGGACUUGGCCCUCGUGGGCCUCUCGGCCGACCCCGUGUGGGUAGACACGCAGCCCCUUUCGACCAGGCGGAGCGCUGCUCCCGCCAGAGGCUGGCCGACUCGGCCGCCCAGGCAUCGCGACUGCCCGCCCUGGCCCCUCGCAGUUCCUGCACCCAUGGCAGCCAGGUGGCCUGCCACCAUGUGACCUGGGGGGUCUGGGUCAACAAGUCCUCCUUCGACC
This is a messenger RNA of Tupaia belangeri chinensis (Chinese tree shrew), 926 nucleotides long. It is a transcript of the gene EEF1D, whose product is annotated as eukaryotic translation elongation factor 1 delta. The transcript has 3 exons. The coding region runs from base 411 to 890 and encodes 159 amino acids. The record is from RefSeq and is a predicted model, not a curated record. Lineage: Eukaryota; Metazoa; Chordata; Mammalia; Scandentia; Tupaiidae.